CGCGAAAAGAACAACCUUUCUUUACCUGGUCCUCCAACCGAUAUUCCUGACACGUGGAUUCCUUUUCCUAUUUUGCACUCCUCGUUCCCUCGAUAUGCGGGCAAGCUGCAAACACCAGCGGAACCUGAGACCGAAAUGUGAGCUCAAAAUGCGAAUAAUCGCUCUCUCUCCUCCGGUCUUGGAACCUCUCCAGUAGCUGAGGGGAAUUGAAAGGAGCAGGAAGUACCCCCGCAGGACAAAAGACCGAGGAGGCGGGAAGGAGACGGAUCAUCAGGCCAUGUUUCCUCUCCGCCUUUGGGCCUUGUGUUAACCCCCCCUACUUAUGUCCAAAGGAAAUGGAAAUUUCUUUUUCCCACUGCCUGUCUGUGUUUCAAACAAGAACCCCCACUGCUUUUGCCUACAGGGUACUUCGACAUUCCUCCCAUGAACGGACUGGGAACAGAACGAACUGCCUCUCCGAUUCUUUAUCUUUCUUCCCCGUCCACGGCCCGAAGCGCCCCCACAAGAAUAAAAAUAAAAAUAACGUCAGCAGGUUCUCAUUUCUGCGUGGCCGAGCUGGGCGAGCUGUUGUUUUGAGCCGAGUUUUCUAUGCCUUCGACCCCCCCCUUCGAUAUAGUUCCCCCGCACAAAGGAAUUGGCUGCGGCUCUCUACUUCGGUGUUAGCCGGGUAUAUAGUUAUACCCACCCGCGCGGCACCAAAAUUGCCAUCUCAUAUUAUUCUAUUGAAAAAAAGAUCAACUAAAUUAAAUCUGAGGAGAGAAAGUGGUAGUGGGUGAGCAUGUUCUAGCU
This is a messenger RNA of Blastomyces gilchristii SLH14081, 789 nucleotides long. RefSeq lists its product as uncharacterized. Lineage: Eukaryota; Fungi; Ascomycota; Eurotiomycetes; Onygenales; Ajellomycetaceae. The coding region runs from base 336 to 776 and encodes 146 amino acids. The transcript has a single exon. The record is from RefSeq and is a predicted model, not a curated record.